GAGUUUUGGCCUAGGUCUGAAAUAAAAUUAGGGUUUGUGCGUGCGAGUGGAGCUCACAAUCGAGGUAAGCGUGCGAGCCCGAGAGCACGGCGCCGGCGCAUCGCGUGGAUUACCAGGAAUGCGCGUUCGAAAUGGAGGAGAUUUCUGGCAGCAGCAGCGGCAACAGCAGCAGCAGCAGCAGCAGCAACAACGGCGGCGACGAGUGGGCGGCGAGAGGGCUGGAGAAUGAGCCCCAUUCCUCCAUGCCCGAGUUGGAACAACAGGAGCGCCGGAUCCUGAGAGGGAAAGGUCUAGCUCGCAGCUCCAGCGGCAUUAGCGGCAGUGAGGACAUUGGAACGAGCUCCACUGCCGCUGGCGCUGGCGAAUCGCUCAGGGGGUACCAGAGCAGUGCUGCGUUGAAGGCUUGCUCGGAUUCCCUGUCUCUGGGGUUUGAGUUUGGGGAUGUAGAUGGUUCCAGGAUCGCGGCGGAGAUUAUCUCGGAGCUUGGGCGGGGGCUUCGCAAUCAAGCCGAGGCACUGAGGAUCAUGGAAGAGGAUACUCCUGAGACCGAGCAGCAGUGUUUUUUGCUAGCGCCUCCGGGAGCUAACAAGUCCCAGCUACACAAGCUUUCCAAGAGGACGAAGCUUGUUACUUUUGCUGCGCGUAGGAAGACUCGAGAGACGCAGGCUUUUGAGCUACAGAUCCAGGAGCUUCGCAGGGAGAUGUCUAUCGCAGAGAAGGAGGAAGAGAAAAUCGUUCCCAUCGCGCCCCGGGAGGUGGAGCCAGAAGAACCUUUUGCUGGAGAGGCUAGGAUGGAUCUUACAGAUGAUUUGCUUCACAAGGUUUUCUCUUAUCUGGAUGACGUCUCCUUGUGUCGUGCGGCAAUAGUUUGUCGGCAAUGGCGUGUCGCAAGUGCGCACGAGGACUUUUGGAAGAUUUUGAAUUUUGAAGGCCGACGGGUGACUCCGAAGCAAGUGAGAAACUUAUGCCAAAGGUAUCCCAACGCAAUCGAGCUAAACCUGAAAUGUAAAAUUGUGGAGGAUCUACUUGCGCUUGACGCAAUCCGGAGCCUCAGAGCACUGCAGGUUCUUAGCUUGGGAGAGGGGUUAUAUGGUGAUCCGUUCUUUCACGCUUUAUCGGCCGAAUGCGCUAGUUUGAGAACUUUGAGUAUUUCAGACGCUGUCUUAGGCAGUGGAGCUUCUCAAGAGAUACAGAUCCGUCAUGACCACUUGCUAAAACUCGAUAUUGUAAAAUGCCGAGUUUUACGAGUUCAUGUCCGAGGUUCACAUUUGCAAGGGUUGUCUCUAAGACGCACAGGCACAGCUGCUGUAAUACUUCACUGUCCUCGACUCUUGCGUCUUGAUAUAUCGUCAUGCCAUAAGCUUUCUGAUACUGGAGUGAGAGCAGCAGCGACAACCUGUCCACUUUUGUCGGAGCUGGAUAUAUCUCAUUGCUCUUAUGUCAGUGAUGAAACUCUGCGAGAGAUUGCUAUCGCGUGCUCAAACUUGAGGUCCCUUGAUGCUUCAAAUUGUCCUAACAUUUCUCUUGAAGGUGUUCGGAUGCCAGUGCUCGUUUCUUUGACCCUUGUCAAUUGCGAAGGAAUCAAUUCCUCGUCUAUGACGGCCAUCUCUCAUUGUUACAUGCUCGAAGAACUUCUUCUUGAUUUUUGCUGGUUGCUGACGACGGUAUCGCUAGACUUACCGCGCCUAAAGAAGAUCAGUUUGACAAACUGUCGGAAGUUUUCAGAGCUUGCUCUUCGUUCGCCAGCUCUGACAUCGAUCGAUGUCACAAAGUGUCCAAUGCUCAACAGAAUUGAUAUAAGUUCGAGUAGCCUUCAGAAGCUAGUUCUAAAUCAACAACAAAACCUGGCGACCAUACUUUUGCAAUGCCCAUCCUUGUACGAGGUCGACUUGACAGACUGUGACUCGCUUUCGAACUCUUUAUGUGAAGUCUUCAGUAAUGGGGGCGGAUGCCCGCGAUUGAGAUCACUUAUCCUCGACAGCUGUGAGGGUCUAACGGCUAUAAGGUUAUCGAGCUCAUCGUUACUUUAUUUAUCUCUUGCUGGCUGCCGAACAGUUUCCUCUAUCGAUCUUCAGUGUCCAGAGCUUCAACGCUUGCUGUUAGAUGGAUGUGACCAUCUCAGUCGGGCAAGCUUAAAACCGGUCGGAUUGAGAUCCUUAAAUCUUGGAAUCUGUCCCCACCUGAAAACACUUGUCAUCAGAGCGGAUCAGAUGGUGGCUCUUGAUCUCAGGGGGUGUGGAAUUCUUCGCCAGGCGGAAAUCAUUUGCCCGUCUCUCCUGUCUUUAGAUGCUUCGUACUGCAGCCAACUAGGAGAUGACUGUCUUGCGGCCACGAGUAAUGCAUGCUCGCUUAUACAGUCCCUUGUUCUGGCGUCAUGUCCUUCCGUGGGACCAAGUGGUUUGCUAGCCUUGAAGCAGUUGCCGGGCUUAACAGUUUUGGACCUCUCUUACACAUUUUUGACCGACUUGUCUCCCAUCUACGAAGCAUGUCCUCAGUUGGAGGUCUUGAGGCUCUCUGCGUGUAAAUACCUCGCCAACGACGCUUUGGUCGCCUUGCAUGGUGGAAAACUACUUCCGGAUCUGCAAGAACUUGAUCUUUCGUAUGGGAGCCUUGACCGGAAUGCAAUCGACGGGCUGCUGUCGGAAUGUCCCCACCUCAAACACGUCAGUCUCAAUGGCUGCUCCAACGUGUUUGACAUCGAGUGGCCGUCUGCAAGCACCGAGGAGGAUACCCAUAUGCACGAUGCUGACCGUGAAGAACAGCCAAUGGAAGUUUCAGCGGAGAGGUGCUUGCAGACUUUGAACUGCGUCGGGUGCCCCAACAUCAAGAGAGUUUUCAUUCCGUCAUCGGCUGGUUGCCUCCAUCUCUCGAUUCUGAACCUCUCCUUGUCCACCAACAUAAAGGAGGUACGACUGGCGUGCACGAACUUGAUAGCUUUGAACUUGAGUAACUGCCUGUCGCUCAUGGAUCUUAAACUGGAUUGUCCCAAGCUCGUGAGCCUGUGUUUGCAGGCAUCUGGAAUCGAGGAAGGCGAGCUGGAAGAAGCCAUAAGAGAUUGCAGUUUGCUGGAGACUUUAGACCUUCGGAACUGCCCAAAGAUACAAACUUCUACCCUGGUGAAAAUACGAGCGAUUCGUCCUGGAAUAAAGCGACUCUAUAACAGUUGGGGGACACCCGGCUAGUAGCGCUGCUAUUGUACAGGAAAAAGGAACAAAAGAUAGCCGGCGACCAAAGAUUAUGAAAAGGAAAGGAGCUCCACCAUCAUCCAAGUGAGUGUGGAUGGCUUGUUAGCAUUGUUCGUGCUAAUAGCCAUAUAGUUUUGACAGGAUAUUAUUGCCGGAUAGCUGCCACAGUGAAAGCCUCAAAAGGUCCAUUGUAAUAUCAUAAAUUCCCAGUAUGUAUGUUCAAGCUUCUUCUUCUGUCUUC
This is a messenger RNA of Selaginella moellendorffii, 3426 nucleotides long. RefSeq names its product F-box/LRR-repeat protein 15. The record is from RefSeq and is a predicted model, not a curated record. The coding region runs from base 132 to 3182 and encodes 1016 amino acids. Gene Ontology annotation, molecular function: protein binding. NCBI's taxonomy places the organism in Eukaryota, Viridiplantae, Streptophyta, Lycopodiopsida, Selaginellales, Selaginellaceae. The transcript has 17 exons.